AUGUUUGUCGACGAUGCUGAUGCUUUUGAAAAACAUGUGUUCCUCACCUGUCAGCCACAGUGCACUCGCUGUGGGUGUCUCGACAAAAUGAGCAAAAAGUGUGCUCGCGAGGAGUGCGGCAAAACCGUCUACCCGAUCGAAGAGCUCAAAUGUCUCGAUAAAGUUUGGCACAAGUUGUGCUUCAAGUGCACUAUUUGCGGAAUGACGCUCAACAUGAAAAACUACAAAGGAUACGACAAAAAGCCAUAUUGCGAGCCGCAUUAUCCGAAAACGGUGGCGUCGGUCGUCAUCGACACACCGGAAAUGAGGAGACUCGCUGAGAACACAAAACUGCAAAGCAAUAUUCAAUACCACGCGGAAUAUGAGAAGAUGAAGGGCACAAAGAUUGAAAUCGCCGAUGAUCCGGAGCUGGAGAGACAUAAGAAAAACACGCAGACGCAAUCGAAUGUGACGUAUACGGGUGUGUUGGCGCAGAAAGAGCGACAGGAAGAGAAUCGGCCGAAGGAGGUUGAGCAACCGCCACCGGACAUCCGAUCGAGUGCCGAAGCGGCCGCGUUGAGAAAUAGCAGCGAUUUGAUCUACUCGACCGAGCAGAAUGGAAAAGUGCAACAACCGGCAAGAGCCGUUGGAAGUAUUGCCGAUUAUGAUCCGUUGAACGGAAAUUAUGGAAUGGGAUCGCCGUACAAGAACAAUGAGAAGAUCGACAAUCUCAAAUCCAGCGUUGAUCGAGGACCGGCGCGCUUCUGCGCGGAUUUUGCGCCGAAAAGCGAGACGACGACGGCGGCAGUUAACAACACUUCAGCGGCUAAGCCGGCCAAAGCUGGAUUCGCCGUUAAGGCGAUUUAUGAUUACACUGCUGCGGACAAAGACGAGGUCACUUUCUUGGAAGGCGACAUCAUUGUGAAUUGCGAGAAAAUUGACGACGGCUGGAUGACGGGAACAGUUCAACGGACACUUCAAUGGGGAAUGCUUCCCGCCAACUACGUGCAACCGCACAAACUCCCGACUGGAUUGCACCGUCUUAACUAG
Molecule: messenger RNA, 1029 nt
Organism: Caenorhabditis bovis
Lineage: Eukaryota; Metazoa; Nematoda; Chromadorea; Rhabditida; Rhabditidae
Source: the annotation of a GenBank genome assembly